UCCUUUGGGAUGCAGAGAUACGGGCACAAUUUAACUAUGCAUGAUGUCAAUUUCAUCUACAAGACGUCACUUAUCGCAUGACGUCAUAUGAAGGGGUAUAAAUUGUAAGUGUUAGGACUAUUUUUAUUAACCUGAGAAUUAUGAAAUCCAAAGUGAAUCAUCUGGAGAAACUCCUCGGUAAUAUUCCCACAAGGUUUGGUGAAAUUCUAUCCAUGUGCUGUUGAGUUAUUUUAUCAACACAGACACACACACACACACAAAAAAAAUAUAUAUAUAGACUUUAAGUAAAUUACAUUUAUACGUUGACCUCAAUUUGAGAUAUGAUCCUCAGAAUAUCCUAUACAUCAUCUUGUACACUAAAACAGAUAUGCUACAAAGCUAGCUGCAUAAGAACAGCAAACUCUUGGCUGAAUGUAGUGAAGUAAAGAGGCGGAUAUUUCCCUGUGAAUAAUGGAAGUAAAGUAUUAAGUAACAUAUAUAAACCAGUAUAUACAAGCCUAAAUGGAAAUAUGAAUGUUUGGAUAAAGUAAGAACUCUAAGUGCAGCAAGUGGGGGAAAUGAAUUUGUAUCCAUUGGACAGAACACAUUUGUGAGUCAAUGAUCGACUACAAUGACAUAUUUACUCGUGGCUUUAAUGGCUGAUGUUUUUUCCUCUGUGAGCGACAGGGAUCGCUAAAAGACAAGUGAGGACGCAUGAACAUGAAAGUGAAACCGAAAAGCAGACAGGUCUUCAGCACUAAAUCCAGAGGAAGAACUAAGUCAGAGUAACUGCGACAUGAAGUUUAUCACAGACAUCACUAUCAUCAUUGAUGAAGCUGAUUACACAGAGCCUGGAAGAUUAAGGAAGAUUCUUAAAUCUUACAGUGCUGAGAAAGAUGGUUCCUGCUACAGAGUGAGAGGAACCUUUGAGGAACUGGAAUACCUUUCAGUCAGACUAUCAGCAGUGAAACAUUCCAUCAGUUCUGCCACACAUGGUCAGCUAGAUGCUUCAACUCAUAUCCAAUCGAUUGAUGUAUCUGUGGCUGUUAUGACCUACAUUCAGCAAAAAUGCGCAAAAGAACUCAACAAAAUUCAAGGGAACAGUUUUGUCUUUGAAACCCAGCCAGAACAUAGAACAGUGCACAAUAACCCCAGUGGCACAGUGCAGGUGAUUAUAAGACAGCAGGGUGUCUCCGCACACCCUGUUCAUGCUGAUUAUGUCAGACAAAGAUUCAUCACAUUCUACCAGAGAACUGCCUCUGACCUGCAGGUCACUUCUGUCCCUGUGAUUCCACAACAACUGAAAGACCUGCAGAUGAGGUUUCCCAAAAUCCUUUUUAAACCCAGCCACGGAUAUCCAGAUUCAGCUACAGGGCCCUUUCUGCACAUUGCUCAAUUGAAGAAGUUCCUUUCACAAAAUACACAACGUUCAAGCGAGAGUCCAGUGAUCAAAGGUUCAACAGAAACCCCAAGCAGUAGAACCUGGGGUCCUCAGCCUAUACAAGACAAAGAUCCUGAAGAUGAAUUAUGCCCAAUCUGUAUGGAACCAAUAGCGAUUAAGGAGAAGCAAACCCUGCAGUGCAAGCAUUCCUUCUGCAAAGACUGUUUUCAAAAAGCUUAUAAAUAUAAGCCUGUGUGCCCCACAUGUGGAAAGAUAUAUGGUACUUUGACAGGGACACAACCUGAUGGAGGCAUAAUGAAAAUCUACAGAAACAGCUCAUCUUUACCUGGAUAUGAGAAAUAUGGAACAAUUACUAUAGACUAUGAGGUUCCAAGUGGCAUCCAAGAGGAGGAGCAUCCUAAUCCUGGUCAGCCAUUUGAAGGUGUAUUCCGCACGGCCUAUCUCCCAGACUCCUCAGAGGGCAGGAGGAUCCUGGGGCUGUUGAGACGUGCCUUUGACCAGAGACUCAUCUUCACUGUGGGUCGCUCCACCACCACAGGCAGAAACAACAUAGUCACAUGGAAUGAUAUUCACCACAAAACUUCAACACACGGAGGACCAACUUGCUAUGGAUACCCAGAUCCUGACUACCUCAGCCGAGUUGGAGAUGAACUGAAACUCAAGGGAAUUGACUGAGUUUCUUUAUAGAGUUUUUUUAUCACAUGAAUAGACUAACAAGCUCAUGUCAUCUGUUAAAUUACAAUAUUAUCUCUUCAAAGUUAUGUACAAACAUCUCCCAUCUAAAAACCCACAUAUAAAACAAAACAAAAGAUAGAUAGAUAGAUAGAUGGAUACUUUAUUAAUCCCGAGGGAAAUUCAGAUCAUCCAGUAGCUUGUACACUUAACACAUCACUGACAUAUAUACAUAAAUCACAUACGGAGAGCAUAUAUACAGAAAGACUACAUAGAAGGUAUAAUUAAUAUUAUUUUAAUAUCAUUUGAUGUUUCAUAAAUAAGGACAUCUCACAUUUAUCAACCACAGCUUCAGAUUCAAAUUUUCUGUGCUGAUGACAGCCUGGGCCAAUAUGUUUUUCUUUUUUUUCCGUCCGUCCUAUUCUUGUGAACGCGAUAUGUCAAGAAUGUCUUAUGGGAAUUUCUUCAAAUUUGACAUGAAAAUUCACUUGGACUUAAAGGUGACCUGAUAGAUUUUGGUGGUCAAAGGUCAAGGUCACUAUGUCCUCACAAGUAAAUUAGUCGGUGAAAGUUAUAUCUCCGAAACACCUUGAGGGAAUCAUUUCACAUUCGGCACAAACAUUUCCUUAUUUGACUUUGGUGGUCAAAAUUUAAGGGUCACUUGAGCUUACAUUGUUGUCUGUGUCCGAGGGGAAUUCAUUACAUCUGUAACAAUUCACUUAGUCACAGAUGAACUGAUCGAUUUGGGUGGCUGUAGGUCAGGGUGACUGUAACAAAACCAGAUUUGGUCUUGUGAAUGCAACAUCUUAGGAACUUUUUCUUAAAAUUUGGUUAAAACAUUCAUUUGGCCUGAAAGAUUAGAUUUAAUGGUCAUUGUGGCCACAUAAAACAUAUUUUUGGCUUCUUCAACAGGAUAUGUCAAGGUCAUGUCUGACUUAAGGUAAUUUCUUUAUAAUUUGAGCAGUUUCCACUUUGAUUAAAAUAUGAAUUUAUUGGAUUUCAGCAGUCAGAGGUCAUGGUAAUUGGAAAUAAAAAAAUAUUUAGACUGAAAUGCACUGGUGGGCAGAGGCAUACGACCCAUUUUGCAGAUUUCUCUCAUAAUUCCUUAUUCCUUCUUUUUUUUAUCUAUACUGUUUGAUACUAUAGAAAUAUUUGAGAAUGAAUGGCUAAAUCUACUGGUCUGUUUAAGGUAAAACUUUAUAAUGUGUAAGCUGUGUAAUACAUUAAAUAACACAAAGCCACCAUUAUUUUUGUUAUAUGGUAACUUGUGUGUCUAAUGUU
This is a messenger RNA of Platichthys flesus (European flounder), 3334 nucleotides long. RefSeq lists its product as uncharacterized. NCBI's taxonomy places the organism in Eukaryota, Metazoa, Chordata, Actinopteri, Pleuronectiformes, Pleuronectidae. The record is from RefSeq and is a predicted model, not a curated record. The transcript has 4 exons. Gene Ontology annotation, biological process: Notch signaling pathway; protein ubiquitination. Bases 776 to 2056 code for a protein of 426 amino acids.